Molecule: messenger RNA, 516 nt
Organism: Racocetra persica
Lineage: Eukaryota; Fungi; Glomeromycota; Glomeromycetes; Diversisporales; Gigasporaceae
Source: the annotation of a GenBank genome assembly
AUGUUAGACUGGUACCAGUUAGAAAUAAAAGGCUUGCAAACUAGUCUGAAAGAAGUCAAAAAAAUUCCCCAAAAAAAGUCUAGUGAAUUAACCUCAAAUGAUUGCGAGAAUUUGCAACACGAAAUGAAAUUCUUAAUGGAGAGACUCGGUGAUGAAGAUAAUUAUGAGAAGUUAGAAGAAUUAACUAACCAACUUAUGGUUGAAAUUAGUAAAACAAUACUAAAAGAACUAACAACUAUGAAUUACAUUAAUCCUCGCGUAGAUAUCGCUUUUAAGAAGUUAUUUGGAGUAGAGGAGAAUAAAGACUUGCUUAUUUCGCUUGUCAAUUCCAUUGUUUCUGAAAAAGAUCAAGUUGCAGAACUUACUUUAUUAAAUCCCUACAAUCCCAAAAAUUUCUGGCAAGAUAAAUUAUCUAUCUUAGAUAUCAAAGCCAAAAAUAAAGCCGGAAAAAGGUUUAAUAUUGAAAUUCAAAUUAGUGAUGAAGCUGAUUAUGAUAAAAGAGCCUUGUAUUACUGA